AUGUCAAUGAUGAACUCAACGAUAUACCAUCCCGAGAACUCGACAGCGUCAAUUAUGGCUGGUGCACGGUGGGCAUCGGUUUAUACCACCUUGAAAGAAUUCGGUGUUACCGCUACUGGUGGUCGAUCCGAUACACUAGGUGUUGGUGGUUUGGUCACAGGUGGUGGACUAUCAUUUUUCACUGCACGAGAUGGCUUCGUCUGCGACAACAUAGAAAAUAUCGAACUCGUUCUCUCUAACGGCGAAAUAAUUAAUGCAAACAGCGAGAUCAACGCCGACUUAUUCCGCGCCCAGAAAGGUGGCUCGAAUAAUUUCGGCAUAAUCACCAAGAUAAACAUCCGCACAUUCGAGCAAGGAGAUUUAUGGAGCGGGAUAAUUCUACACGACAUGUCGACAGUCCAACAGCAGAUCUCAGCUCUGGUCAACUUUACUGAUAGGGUCGAGGAAGAUCCCAAUGCCUGCCUGGUCAGUUUAUGGCAAUACUCCUCUUUACUUGGCACGACGAUUGCGGGGACAGGACCCCAGUAUUUGAUUCCUGUAGAGAAUCCCGAGCCCUUCCGGGAGUUCUUGGAGAUCCCUAGUAUCUCGAGUUCGACGCGAUUUGCAGAUAUUUAUGACUUGAUGAUGGAGACAUCGCCUCCGUCAGGACAGCGGGUAAUUCUUCUGACGCUUACAUUUGGGAAUGAUGAGCGGGUGAUGCAGAAGCUGGUUGAUACGCAGGGAGAGCUUGUCGAGGAGGCUAAGCCAUAUAUGCAGAGUACGGAUUGGAACAUUAUUAGUUUCCUACAGCCGUUCCCUGCGUUAUUUGGACAGAAGGGCAAAGAGAUGAAUGGAGGAAAUGUGCUAGGAAUUGAUCGGAUGAAGAAGAAUCAUCUAGUUUACUUACUGUUCCUCUCUUGGGAUGAUAUUAAGGAUGAUUCGCUCAUCCGAUAUGCGGGUAACCAAAUUAUCGCUCAGGUUCGCGCAUACGCUGAGAGUGUUGGUCAGGACCAUCCGUACCUCUAUCUCAACUAUGCGGAUAAGAGUCAAAAUCCUUUGAGGAGCUAUAGAGAAGAGAACUUCAAUGAGAUUCUCCGUGUUGCAAAGAAAUACGACCAUACCGGCGUGUUCCAAAAUCAGAUGCCCGGUGGAUUCAAGGUAACGAAAGCAUGA
This is a messenger RNA of Penicillium malachiteum, 1152 nucleotides long. RefSeq lists its product as uncharacterized. NCBI's taxonomy places the organism in Eukaryota, Fungi, Ascomycota, Eurotiomycetes, Eurotiales, Aspergillaceae. The coding region runs from base 1 to 1152 and encodes 383 amino acids. Gene Ontology annotation, molecular function: FAD binding. The record is from RefSeq and is a predicted model, not a curated record. The transcript is spliced from 3 exons.